AUGGCGAAGCAAGUUCAUAUUCCAGAGGGCCACAGUGUGGUCAAACGCUUACAAAGUGAAUUAGUACAACUAAUGAUGUCACCCACGCCAGGAUUAAGUGCAUUCCCCAAUAACGAAGAUGAUCUUAGAGAUUGGUCAGGAAUGAUCGUAGGGCCCGAGGGAACACCUUACGAAUCAUUAAAAUUUAAAAUUUCAUUGCAUUUCCCUGAUAGUUACCCUUAUGUUCCACCAAAGGUUAAAUUUAUUUCACCAAUGUGGCAUCCAAAUGUUGACAUGAGUGGUAAUAUAUGCUUAGACAUUUUAAAAGACCAGUGGUCAGCAGUUUAUAACGUACAGACAAUUUUACUCUCUUUACAAUCUCUAUUUGAAGAACCUAAUAAUAGUUCACCAUUAAAUGCGGUAGCGGCAGAAUUAUGGGACAAAGACAUGGUUGAAUAUAAAAAAAGACUACUUAGUCGAUAUGAAGAACCAGAAGAAUGA
Molecule: messenger RNA, 480 nt
Organism: Zygosaccharomyces rouxii
Lineage: Eukaryota; Fungi; Ascomycota; Saccharomycetes; Saccharomycetales; Saccharomycetaceae
Gene: UBC11
Product: putative E2 ubiquitin-protein ligase UBC11
Exons: 1
Coding region: 1-480 (159 amino acids)
Source: RefSeq, a predicted model, not a curated record